Molecule: messenger RNA, 977 nt
Organism: Juglans microcarpa x Juglans regia
Lineage: Eukaryota; Viridiplantae; Streptophyta; Magnoliopsida; Fagales; Juglandaceae
Product: magnesium transporter MRS2-3-like
Exons: 3
Coding region: 172-912 (246 amino acids)
Biological process (GO): transmembrane transport; magnesium ion transport
Cellular component (GO): membrane
Molecular function (GO): magnesium ion transmembrane transporter activity
Source: RefSeq, a predicted model, not a curated record
AACGAUUAGUACUCUCAAUUUGGACCGUGUUCGCCAUAUUAAAAGCCGCUUGGUUGCUAUAACCGGACGUGUUCAAAAGGUUUUGUUGUGUUAGGAUUGAGAACCAAUAUGCAUUUUAUCAAUCAGUUAAGAUGAUAACGCCUUGUACAUGGUUGUUCGUAUAUAGUUUGGAUGACAGAACAAUUGAACCACACUGUUGUAUUCCAUAUUUGCAUAUUUGCUUUUAAUUGUGGUACUCAUGCUCAUGCUGUUCAGGUAAGGGAUGAAUUAGAAAACUUGCUAGAUGAUGAAGAAGAUAUGGCUGAAAUGUAUUUGACAGAAAAGUUGGUUCAUCAAAACCUAGAAGAUUCUUCUGAUUCCUCAAUGAAUGAGAUAGAUGAAAUGGUUGAUGAAGCCUCUCAAUCAGAUAUGCAUGAUAGGAUGAUGCCUCCCGAAAUAUCUUUGCAAACUGGUGGGUGUUCAAAUGUUUACAAAGGUGGGCAUAACCCUGACAACGCUGGUGGGAACCGCACUAGCACUAGUCACAGUGGUGCGAACAAGAACCUUGAUGUAAAGGAGCUUGAAAUGGUCUUGGAGUCAUAUUUUGUGCAAAUUGACGGUACACUAAACAAAUUAACCACGCUGAGGGAGUACGUAGACGACACAGAGGACUACAUCAACAUAAUGCUGGACGACAAACAGAACCAUCUCCUGCAAAUGGGGGGCAUGUUAUCAACAGCAACUCUUGUGCUGAGUUCCUUUGUUGUUGUGGCUGGCAUUAUGGGAAUGAACAUCAGAAUAGAGUUGUUCAAGGAUCAGGUAUUAGGGCCAAAAAAGUUUAUGUGGACUAUUGUGGGAAGCACUGCUGGAAGCAUAUUCUUAUAUGUCUUUGCUAUCGCCUUGUAUAAACGCAAGAGAUUGCUAGAAUGGUGAAGGGAGAGGCCAUCAAUUUCAUGCAUCUUUGUGCCGGUCCUGCUGGACAAUACUAUAUAGAGAAC